Molecule: messenger RNA, 1256 nt
Organism: Salvia splendens (bonfire salvia)
Lineage: Eukaryota; Viridiplantae; Streptophyta; Magnoliopsida; Lamiales; Lamiaceae
Product: protein ASPARTIC PROTEASE IN GUARD CELL 1-like
Exons: 1
Coding region: 474-908 (144 amino acids)
Biological process (GO): proteolysis
Molecular function (GO): aspartic-type endopeptidase activity
Source: RefSeq, a predicted model, not a curated record
CUCUAUGAUCAAAUUAUGAAAAUAGACACCAAGUUAUUAUUCGACUCUCUUUUCAUGACACAAAUAAGAAGUCAACGCUCAUGCAAAACAAGUGAAACCCCAAAAUCAUAUUAAAAUUAACAAAACAAACCUAUUUCCUCUCUUCCCAUUCAAAGCGUGUCUUCUCCCUCCCAACAUUCAAAAUCUGUAAAAAUAUCAUAGGUUGGCAAUCCUCCUUUUUCAUCAAUGGAUCCUCUCCGUUUCCGCUGCCUCCAGCACCCAAUUCCAACUCCGAUAAUAUCCUUCAUGUUUCUGCCACCAUUUCCAACACCCAGUCCCUGUUCUCUGAUCGGCCUCGGCGGCGGCAAGCUCUCCUUCCCCUCGCAGAUCAACGCCACCCCACCUCCUUCUCCUACUGCCUCGUCGACCGUGACUCCGCCUCCGCCUCCACGUUCUACUACGUGGAUCUGUCCGGAAUCAGCGUCUCCGGCGAGAUGCUGCCGAUCUCUCCGUCGACGUUCAAGCUGAACGUCGACAGCGGCGAGGGCGGCGUGAUUGUGGACUCCGGCACGGCUGUGACGAGGCUGCAGGAGGAGGCGUACGACGCGAUGCGAGAGGCGUUUAGGAAGGGGACGGCGGACCUGCUGGAGGCGGACGGAGUGGCGCUGUUCGACACGUGCUACGAUCUGAGCUCGAGGACGAGCGUGGAGGUGCCGACGGUGUCGUUUCAUUUCUCGAACGGGAAGGAGCUGGAUUUACCGGCGAAGAACUACAUGAUUCCGGUGGACUCAGCAGGGACAUUCUGCUUCGCCUUCGCAGCGACGUCGUCUGGGCUUGGGAUUAUUGGGAAUGUUCAGCUUCAGCAGCAGGUGACACGUGUCACUUAUGAUCUCGCUAAUUCUCUCAUUGGAUUCUCUUCCAAUAAUUAAUUGCUAACCAAAAAAAUUUACUAGUACUACCACUAGACCCGUGAUUUGUGAGUGUGUAGACCGGGCCUUAACAACUCUAAGUCCAUUGUUUGGGCCCAUAUAGAGGCUGUGUGUAAAUUGUGUAGUACGGAUUAAUUAUCUCAAUAUAUAGUGUUCUUGUCAACUGUGGACUAACCCACCGGGCUAGCCCAAAACCGAAUGUUUUUGUUUUGGUUUGUAAAUUUUUUAACCUGUUAAAAUUUCAGCUCGAUUUGCUUGUAUCAGAGUAGAGUUGACCGAAAUCUACUAGACUGACUCGAUUGACAUCCAUACUACCACUUAUAGUUGCCUCUGAAUUUUGGGUAUAUU